AUGAGUCGCCUGCCAUGUUUCUUUUGGGCGAUUUGGGUGCUUGCGAUUGGCUGCCGAGCGUGCCCAUGGGCAGAGCCCUGGGAAUGGUCGGGCGUCUUCCGCCACGAGGGUGGCUUUUUGCGCUGGAGUGCCGAGAAGGUGAAUGGAGCAUAUCCAGAGGCGAGCAUGCGUCUGAUAAUCAGAACUGCUGCUUCGGAUACCCAAGAGGGCCUGGAGGCACAGCAUGAGUUUGUAGACCACAACUGGGAGGCUCCAAUGAAGGAGGUUCACCCAGGAGACGUGCUUCGCCCCGACAACUCCUAUGUUUUGAAUUUUGAUCAGGAGUCGCCCUCGAGUCUCUUCCAGAUCCAGGUCGAGCCAGGGACACAUGUUGCAUUCUUCGCCGAGCAUCUUCCUUCUGAGUUUGAGAAGAACCUUCACUUCCUUACCACAGAAGGUGGUGAGGAAGUGCAUCCCACAGUGGAGGUGUCAAGUGCUCCGUGCGAAGCUUCCGAAGCUUUCGAAGCACCGCGGAGUCACCUGUGGGAAGUCGUAGUUGCAGCAAUGAUCAGCAUCUUGCCAACGCUGAUGGGGAUCUUCAUGCUCUGCGUAGCCUGCAAGGAUGUGUCCUCUGGUUGGUGCCACGCGAUUCUGCAUUUCGUGAAUGCGGGUGCAAGCGGCGUUAUGUUUGCCGCGGCGGCCUUCCUGCUCAUGCCUGAGGCCAGCCACUUGUUGGGCGAAGGCUUGUCUGAGGUGGAAGCUUCUGUUGUCUGGGGCUCUUGUCUUCUGGGAGGCUGGCUUGCUGGCGCCUUCAUCCAUCAUGCUGGAGAGCUGGUGAACUUGGUUUAUGAAGAGAAGUCAGACAACCCCAAGGGCCCCAAGCAGCUGAAGGAGGACGUCAACGCCGCUCCAUCUGUCCCAGAGCUUUGCAUGCACUCGGAUACUACGAGCGUAGCGAGCGUUCGACGAGUCCCUUCAUGGGUCAUAUCCUUACCAGUCUUACUUGGAGAUGCGCUGCAUAAUCUUGCUGAUGGCUUCGUGAUUGGCACCGCUUUCAAGUCCUGCAACAAGGGCUUUGCAUGGAAGAUUGUUGGUGUGACCAUGGCGCACGAGAUCCCCCAAGAGUUGGCCGACUUCUUCCUCCUGGUGAACAAGGCCGGCUUGAGCUGGAGCUGGGCGACGCUGCUGAACUUCCUCAGUGGCCUUUCUACGCUGCUGGGGGCUGUGGUCGCCUUCUACCUUGACGUGGGAAGUGAGAUGGAGGGCUCGGUUCUAGCUGUAGGCGCGGGGAUCUUCAUCUACGUUGCGGCCACGGAGCUGGGGCCCUCAGUGUCGCGACUUCGAAGUGAACAUUCGCAGUGGCCCGUCCUUGGGUCUGUCGCCACGCUGCUUGCAUUCAUCCUUGGUGCCGUAUUUAUCGGCUUGGUUUUACUGGACCACCAGCAUUGUGUGGCACCUGCUGUUGAAGGUGGCCACGCAAGCGGCCACGCAGAAGAGCACCAUCACCAUCACGGGCACAUGCACCGAUGA
This is a messenger RNA of Symbiodinium natans, 1509 nucleotides long. NCBI's taxonomy places the organism in Eukaryota, Dinophyceae, Suessiales, Symbiodiniaceae. The record is from the annotation of a GenBank genome assembly.